Lampris incognitus (smalleye Pacific opah) is the source of this 1558-nucleotide messenger RNA. RefSeq names its product cytochrome P450 2J4-like. The record is from RefSeq and is a predicted model, not a curated record. Bases 44 to 1558 code for a protein of 504 amino acids. Gene Ontology annotation, molecular function: heme binding; iron ion binding; oxidoreductase activity, acting on paired donors, with incorporation or reduction of molecular oxygen, reduced flavin or flavoprotein as one donor, and incorporation of one atom of oxygen. Gene Ontology annotation, biological process: xenobiotic metabolic process. The transcript is spliced from 9 exons. Lineage: Eukaryota; Metazoa; Chordata; Actinopteri; Lampriformes; Lampridae. Gene Ontology annotation, cellular component: intracellular membrane-bounded organelle; cytoplasm.
ACAACCUCCUCUUCAGAAAAAGCUAGAGCCUUUGUUUGUGGAUAUGGAUUCAUUACGUGUUGUAUCUGGAUCCACUGUGUUGCCCUGGCUGGACAUCCGGGCCCUGCUCCUCUUCUCUCUGCUGUUUUUAGUGAUCGCAGAUUAUAUGAAGAACCGUCGGCCCAGCAGUUUCCCUCCGGGACCCCGAGCGUUGCCUCUCGUUGGAAACAUAUUCACCGUUGACUUCACCAGGGCCCAUGAGAGCCUGACUCAGUUAGCUGGGACAUAUGGGGAUGUGUACAGCCUGAGAAUGGGCCAGACGUGGAUGGUGGUAUUGAACGGGCUCAAGAUCCUGAAAGAAGCUCUGGUAACCCAUGCAGACAGCUUCUCAGAGCGCCCUACACUUCCUCUCCAGCAAACCAUAACCCACAAUCACGGUAUAAUUAUGACAAAUGGGCCUACUUGGAAGCAGCAGAGGCGUUUUGCACUUUCCACCCUCAAAUUCUUUGGCGUUGGCAAAAAGUCGCUGGAAACUGCCAUCUUGGUUGAAUUUACUUUUUUUGCCAAAGAAAUUGCCGGUCACAAAGGCAGGCCCUUUCAGCCCCAUUUCACCAUCAACAGCACCGUCUCCAAUAUCAUCUGCUCGCUGGUGUUCGGUCAUCGAUUUGAGUAUGGAGACGAGAGGUUUAUAAACAUAAUGAGGAAACUUGACAGGGCUAUUCAAAUUGAAGUCUCCAUUUGGGCUCAGCUCUACAAUUCAUUUCCUGUACUGAUGAAGUGCCUGCCAGGGCCACAUCAUACUGUGCAGCACAUCUGGAAUGAAGUAAAAGACUUGAUAAAGGAGGAGCUUCAACAGCAUAAAAAGAACCGGGACCCCGCAGAACCAAGGGACUACAUCGACUGCUACCUGAACGAGAUCGAGAUGAGUAAGGGGGAUGCAGGGAGUACUUUUGAUGAGGACAACCUGGUGAUUUGUACCUUGGACCUUUUCGCGGCCGGUUCUGAGACCACGUCCACCACCCUGCGCUGGGCUCUCCUCUACAUGGCAAAGUACCCUGACGUUCAGGAAAAGGUCCAGGCUGAGAUAGACCGAGUGAUCGGUUCGUCCAGACAGCCGUCUAUGAUGGACCGUGCCAAUCUGCCCUAUACUGACGCUGUCAUUCAUGAGAUUCAGAGGAUGGGCAACAUAGUUCCUCUCAGCAUACCUCAUAUCACCAACAGGGAUGUUCAACUGGGAGACUACACAGUCCCGAAGGGCGUUACAAUUAUUCCUAAUCUGACUUCGGUGCUGUUUGACAAACAUGAGUGGGAGACACCUUUCACCUUUAACCCAGGACACUUUCUAAACGAGGAGCGCAAGUUUGUGAAGCCAGCUGCAUUCCUCCCUUUCUCCGCUGGGAAAAGAGUUUGUCUUGGUGAGAACCUGGCCCGGAUGGAGCUCUUCCUCUUCUUUACCUCCCUACUGCAGAGGUUUCACUUCUCCAUGCCUGCUGGUGUGAAGCCCUCACUGGAUUACCGCUUCGGGCUCACACUGGCACCAGUCCACUAUGAAAUCUGUGCCACACCUCGUCAAGACUAA